UCUCUGCUGGAGCGUGAUGCCGGGUCCCCCAUCGUCGGGCGGCAGCAGCCAUGGGGAGCGGGCGCGUCCCGGCGGCGGUGGCCGUGCUGGUGGCACUGCUGGCGCUGGGAGCCCGGUCUGCCUACGGAACGCGGCCCUCGGCGUUCUUCCAGUGGAGGGUACUUGAGUGCCACUUCCUCAAUGGCACCCAGCGGGUGAGAUAUGUAGACAGGCACAUCUAUAACCGGCAGCAGUUAAUGCACUUCGACAGCGACGUGGGGAAAUAUGUGGCCGAUUCACCGCUGGGGGAGCUGCAAGCUGAGCACUUCAACAGCGACACCGAGUAUCUGGAGUACAAACGGGGACAGGUGGACAGGUAUUGCCGGCUUAACUACGGGGCGCUUGAGCCCGUAACGGCGCAGAGGAGCGUGCAGCCCAAGGUGAGGGUCUCGGCGCUGCAGUCGGGCUCCCUGGGCGAAAGCGACCGGCUGGCGUGCUACGUGACGGGCUUCUACCCGCCGGAGAUCGAGGUGAAGUGGUUCCAGAACGGGAGGGAGGAGACGGAGCGCGUGGUGUCCACGGACGUGAUGCAGAACGGGGACUGGACGUACCAGGUGCUGGUGGUGCUGGAGACCGUCCCGCGGCGCGGGGACAGCUACGAGUGCCGGGUGGAGCACGCCAGCCUGCCGCAAGGCAUCAGCCAGCCCUGGGAGCCGCCGUCGGACGCGGGCAGGAGCAAAAUGGAUGCUGAAUUAGCUGCUGCUCCGCCGAGCCGCUCCACCGACACCCCCCGCACUCCCGGCCGCGGCUCUCCCUCGUGUUGCCCCCCCACGCUUCCCCCGUGCCGCCGCAACGCCCGCUCCGUGCCCUCCCCAAGAAGAAGCCGCUCCGACGCUGUCCCGUUGUCUGCACAUCCAUGGGGACCUUCUGUUGUGCGACGGCAGGGGAAGGAAGUGGGCGGUCUGUGCUCUUCUAUUCCGUUCAGUCCCAGAAGGUGGUUUGGGUCCUUUCACCUAAUAUGCUCUUUUAUUGCAUCAAAUGGGCAGAAGGAAUUGGUCUGCUGUACACGUAGGAGUGGAGGAGAGCACCGAAGAAGCGUUUCCCAUGAGCAAACAGCAUUGCUUUGUUCCGCGCAGCCCCAUAGGCGGCACUGUGGGACUUGGGCUGGAGGAGCGCAUUGCCCUCCCGUUGCUUCCGAGAGCAGCUGAAAGCGGAGCUCUGUGCCUUGGUUUCUUCCUUCUUGCACGGCGUUUUGGGGUCCGGGAGCAGCUCAGGUGCUGAUGCAGAAGUUCUUGCUCGGGUUUUGCAAGGCGGGUUUGGUUCAAACCCAAUUCCUGCGCUGGCUGCAGUGGGAGGAGCUGAGCCCGGCCUCCCCCAGGUAUGCACAGGGACCAUCGCCUUGCACCUGGAACCUGGAUGGAUGGACAGACAGACACACACAGACAGAGCUCAGGUGGUGGGGAAUAGCAGUGGUGAAACUAAACAGAAUGUGAUUAAGUCAAUGGGAAUCUCUUUUUCCUGCCCCACUUCUGCUGCUGAAUGAACUUGUAUGACUCCAAGUGGUGCAAAGCGCCUUCCCCACAUCUCACCACAUAAAGCAGCACCAGAAAUGCUCCCGAGGCUCAGAAAUGGACAUUUCAUGUCUGGAAAAGCUGCAGCUUCCAAGACAAGGAUGGGAACUCACGGGUGAGAUGAAGGAGAGCGGUUCAGCCAUUGCCAUGGAUGCUCUUGGCCUUCCCGUGUGAGGCCAACCCAGUGUGGGGAGCUGCCUAUGUGUCUCAUUGCGAAGCUCUGCAAAGAGAGGAGAGGGAACAGGUCAUGGGAUGCUUUGGGAUGUUCCAUUGCCUGCAGAACCCUUUCAACCAAUGAUCUCAGUGCUUGAAAUGGCCCAAUCCAUUACUGAAGCUCAUCAUCGUUAAGGCAGAGUGGCUGCUUGAUAGUUCUAUUGCCUUUUCCUUUUGAAUUUGGAGCAGUGGACCAACCUACCCUCAAGGCAACCACCAUCCACCUCCUCAGCCUGAAACCAGAAAGGAAAUACUGACAGAGCAGCCAAGAAGCCCGCAGGAGGAGAAGAUCCAUUGGUGGCUCUUUUGUGUCCCCCUCACCAAGUCCUCAGCGCUGUCCAACACAGCCAAGGAAGCACCGAGAGCAGAGCAGUUGUUGUGGCUGGAAGUCCAAUUGCUUUCAUCCUCUGAGAAGCGGUAGCACUUUCCUCUGAAUCCAAUCCAGUCGAAGGGACACUGAGCACAGGGCUGGGGAUGGGGCUGGAAUGCCUGCACUGCCAUGGACAGAGCCAAAGGGAUGAGAAAUGGCAGGAGCUGCACCUUCCAAACUGCUGCCAGUGUAGAUUUCCAGCCUAAAAGUGCCCUCAGGUGGAGUUAUCAGUUGUUAAUGGGUGAGAAAAGAUUUCUUUUGGUCCUGCAGACCUCUGGGCUUGGUGAGAUUCGUGCCAGCAUCUCUUUCUUCAUGGACAACCAGCAAAGACACGGCCCAUUUUAUCCUCAUAAAUAGUCCAGUUUUGGUCAACGCCAGAUGCAAAGAAGCCCCAGAGAAGGGGUUGGUCUUCUGGAGGAAGGUUUUCCUGCCCACUGUGAUGCCCUACACUUAUAGGGCACAGCUCCUUGGCCAUGGUUGUAGGGGCACAGAUAAUCCUACAUAGGGCACAGCCCUGUGGUUGUGUAUCCUGAGGUCACAGAUCCCAAGGUGGGAUGCACACAAUGACCCCAAAUGGUUUUCUCUGCUCUUUGGAACCCUCAGCACUCACCUGCAAAGGCAACAGCAGUGAUGAGCAGCACCGUGAACAGAGCUGCCAACGUGAGCUGGAUGGUAACGCAUGGCCUAUGGCUGGGACCUAUGGGAGAAGAGACCUCCAAUGGGUCAACAACGCAGCCCAGCUCAGCACCGCGUCGCUCACUGCCACCGCUGAACCCAGAGUUGUUUCCAUCCCUCAGAGAGCUGCAAGAUGAGACAUGGGCUGUGUCGCCCCAAAGGGAAAGGCUGCAGGGCUGCAUCUACCCCGAUUGGUUGUGUUGGUGUUUGGUUCUGUUGUUAUCUGAAGGCAAAACCAAGACGACCAAGCACAGCCAAUGCCAUUUCCUGGUAGUGGACACAGGUGGGUUGGUCAGAAAGCAAGAAGUUGCUGCAGGACUUGGUCAUUUUGGGGCCGUUCUGGUGAACUUCUGAGCCAUGGAUGAGGAAAUGAUGAACGCUGAUGUAAGGCAUCCUAUGGGCUGUUGGUCUCCUGCUCAGCGGCAGCGCGGUAAGGGGUGCUUUGUGUGGUGGGUGCUCAUUUCAGGCUGGGUUUGGGCUCUUGUUGUUUGGGUUGCGGGUGGAUCCUGGCUGGUGUAGGGGAGAGAAGGAAGGGCUGGGGGAGAAGGAAUCCUGGGAAUGGCCAGAGGUGCGAUGGUUUGGGGCCAAAAUCAUCCCAAAUCAGGAAAGCCAAUGUGAGCAAAUGGAAGACGAUGCAUGAGAUGGUGGCAAACGCAUCCUGGGUCCAUGUAGCAGAAGGGCUGCGGAGAUCCCAGUCCUGCCAGCCACCAGCUGUCCCAAAGCUGCCUGGUUUCCCAGGGUGUGGGUGCUGCAGAGCUUCCACAAUGUGCUCUAUGGGACCUGCAGGGCCUUCCCCACCUCCAAAGCCUCACAUGGAGGCGAUGUCCCUGUGUCCAACCCACCUCCAAUGGGAGCCCAUCCCGUGCUCCAUGCUGCUGUCACUCCUCUGCACCACCUCCUUCCCCAUUGGGCACCACUGGGAGCCACUGGGAAGGGUCUGGGCAGCCCAGAACUGGAGGAAACCAAACAUCCACCAACUUCUGCUCAUACACGGCCUGGGAACCAAUGGGAAGGGUCUGGGGACCCCAUAUUGUGGAGGAAGGGAAGCAGCCGUCAACUUCUGUGCCAUCAGAGAAGCUUUAUUAAGGAGAACUGACUUGGAAAAUGUUAUUAAAUGCUUUAAAUACGUGUUUUCUUAAGAACCAAAUGUCAUUUUUCACACUGUUGGACUCCUCCAGGUCCUACCGUGUGCCCCCACUGGCACCAAAUCCUCCUGAAGUCCUGCAUGCUGGAGCUGCUGCUGCUGCUGCUGCUGGUGGUGGGGCUCAGCAUGUGGGGUGAGUGACCAGAUCCCAACCACAUCCGCUGCACAGGAAACCAAAGCUCUUCUGAGCAGAAAACACCUUCUUUCUGCCCAAAGCCAGGUUGGGGCUUUGCAAUGGGGUCGGGAAUCCCAAAGCAGCACUCCAUGAGAGAUACACCACACACUUAAAGCUGGGUGGGGGAUUAAUGAAAUGCUUGUAUAUGAUUUUAUAUGACUGAAUUGACUGAAUGCAACUGGAACCAGAAAGGGUUUGCACUAGAGCUGGAGGAUUCAAGCCGAACCCUGCUUGCUCUCCAUGGGGUUGUCCCCAUAGGGCCACGUCUCACCCCACUUUGUGCCCAAAAGUCUUUCAGCAAACAUCCCCACCUCCAAGCGCUGCACUGCACUGCCCUGAGCCCAGCGAGAGGAACGGGAUGGAGCUGAGUGGGAAUCCCUCCAUUGAGCAGUACUUCUGCCAACAGACAUGGAACAGCUCUGCAGGUAAUGGCCUUCCCAAGGAAAUCCUCCUGGCUGGGAUUUCUCACCACCAGGAGAUGCUCACGGCUCUUUCUCUGCAGCCCCUGCUGCCUGCCUGCUCUGCCCCCAGUUCUGGAGGCUUUUAGGGGACCGAUGCUACAGGCUUUCCAUAGAAAAGGGGAUCUGGACACGAGCUCAAAAGGAGUGUGAAUAUCAGCAGUCUCAGCUCGUGGUGCUCCAGAACGUGGCAGAAAGGGUCAGUAUAGAGCACGGAACUGGAUGGGACCUGAAAAUGUGUGGGUUUGGUGGGAGAAAAGUGCUCUGGAGUGACUGGGUGUCAGCAGGAGGGUGAGUGUUUCCAAACCCAAAUGGGGCUGAAGCAUCAGCAGAGGGGUUGUGGUCUGGAUUAUGGCCUUUAGGGUUAGGGGUCAGCACAUGGCAGUAGGCACAUGGGGGUGGGGUCAGGCACACUGUGGUUGGGCUCGUUACUAUAUAAGAGCAUCAGGGUUGAGGUUCGGGGUGGGCACAUGGGGGUUGUGUCCCCUUCCCACCCUUCAAACAGGAUGAGGGAUGGAAGCAGAGCUCAGGUGGUCACAGCAGUGCCACCAUCUUGGAUUGAAGCCAUUCCCACCCACUGAGCCUCCUCCAGAGCCAGGCAGCAUUCCAAGCAUGGCUGCUGUCUGCAUCCCAUCUGCUGGGGGUCCAACAAGGCAGACUUGGCGGCCCUGCACCCCACCAGCCCCUUGCAGAAGGAUUUUGUUGCCAUUUCCCAGGAUGAGCUGAAGGCAAUGGCAGGUGUGGGGAAUCAGCCGGUGUGGAUUGGAUUACAAGUGUCCUGAAAUGAAUGGCAAUGGGUGGACAAGUCGUCCUUCAACAGCACAGAAAUCACUGCGGGACCUUCCAGAACAGCCAAGUGGAGGAGGAUGACUGUAACGGUGAACACAAGUGGGUCUGCCAGAUGGAACCUUUACGUCUCCAGCCAUAACGUGUAGGAGAUGGAGGGGAACGCAGCCCCUCACCCUGAUGUGUGCCCACCCCAAGAGCCCCAAGCAUUGGGGUGAAGCUCUGCAAUACGGCUCUGGAAGGAGUUUGGGGCGUGCAGAGCCCAGCACUGCCCGGGCACACGGGGGGACAUCACUGUAUGCACUCAUGCAAUCAGCUCAUCAUCCUGUGUUAUUUCUUGCCAUAAUAAAUACAUGAAUAAAUAAAUCAGGGCUGUUGUUCACACAGAA
Coturnix japonica (Japanese quail) is the source of this 5760-nucleotide messenger RNA. The record is from RefSeq and is a predicted model, not a curated record. Lineage: Eukaryota; Metazoa; Chordata; Aves; Galliformes; Phasianidae.